Colletotrichum graminicola M1.001 is the source of this 846-nucleotide messenger RNA. RefSeq names its product haloacid dehalogenase-like hydrolase. NCBI's taxonomy places the organism in Eukaryota, Fungi, Ascomycota, Sordariomycetes, Glomerellales, Glomerellaceae. The transcript has a single exon. Bases 1 to 846 code for a protein of 281 amino acids. The record is from RefSeq and is a predicted model, not a curated record.
AUGCCUCAGGUAAGUCGGUUCUCGAAUGCCAAGAACGGCACGCAAAGCUUCCCAGCAGUGAGCCAUAUGACCGACCGGCUAUCUAACAUGUUCCCAAAACAACAGAUCAAGUGCAUCCUGUUUGAUUGCGACAACACGCUCGUUCUCUCCGAGAACGCGGCCUUUGAAGCCUGCGCCCAGCUCGCCAACCAGAUCCUCGAGAAGUUCGGCUUCGAGAAGCGCUAUGGCGGCACCGAGCUCAUGCACCAGUUCGUCGGCCAGAACUUCCGCAGCAUGAUGACCGGCCUCUGCUCCCGCCACGGCUUCACCAUCCCCGCCGACGAGUUCGACGAGUGGGUGGCCAAGGAGCUCGACACCACCAUCGCCAACCUGCGCGCCAAGGCCGAGCCCUGCGAGAACGUCAUCGAGGUCCUCGAGAAGCUCCAAAAGGACGGCAAGUACCACAUGGCCAUCGUCUCCUCGUCCGCCAUGCCACGCGUCGUCGCCUCCAUCGAGAAGACCAAGAUGGACCAGUUCUUCGGCAAGCCCGACGAGGGCAUCUUCUCCGCCGCCAGCAGCAUCAACCCCCCGGUCUCCAAGCCCAACCCCGCCAUCUACCUCCACGCCUGCGAGAAGCUCGGCUUCAAGCCCAGCGAGUGCAUCGCCAUCGAGGACAGCAGGAGCGGCGCCACCGCCGCCAAGAAUGCCGGCAUCCCCCUCCUCGGCUACGUCGGCCCCUACUACGAGGAGGGCCAGGAGAAGCUCGACUCCAUGGUCAAGCUCUUCAGCGAGGAGCUCGGCGCUUUCGACGUGAUGCACAACUGGAAAGACUUUGAGAGCAUCUUGGCCAAGUACGAGAGCUCAUAG